Messenger RNA from Eremomyces bilateralis CBS 781.70, 1897 nucleotides. RefSeq names its product UDP-Glycosyltransferase/glycogen phosphorylase. NCBI's taxonomy places the organism in Eukaryota, Fungi, Ascomycota, Dothideomycetes, Eremomycetales, Eremomycetaceae. Gene Ontology annotation, cellular component: endoplasmic reticulum membrane. The transcript is spliced from 3 exons. The record is from RefSeq and is a predicted model, not a curated record. Gene Ontology annotation, biological process: protein N-linked glycosylation. Gene Ontology annotation, molecular function: GDP-Man:Man(3)GlcNAc(2)-PP-Dol alpha-1,2-mannosyltransferase activity. The coding region runs from base 233 to 1897 and encodes 554 amino acids.
CAGCCAACGGCCCAUUGACAUCCAACUGAAAAGGAUCAAACACGACAUGCUGCCUGACGUUCGUCGUCAUAAAAGACAUGGAUUCUGACGCGGAACCCGAAGCAGAACAUUGCCAAUAACUAACCAGAGUGAAAUUGUCUCUGCAUCUUCAGGACAGUACGGACAACUCCCUUCCGUCCUGACGCUCUAUUGUCACGCUGUCUAUUGUCCAGUCAUUCUCUCCAGGGAUAAUAUGGCGUCUACACUCGUUCUUCUCCUACUAUCCUUUCUCGCCUCCGUGGCCCUUGCGCCUCUUGCGUUUCGGUAUAGUGGAAAGGUCUUGGGGUUGUGUAUUCGCGCCAGGAGCACCGAUCGUCGCAACAUCCUCCUCGAAGCCUCUCAGUCUACGGAGGGGCAGACUGCCAUACAUCUCGAGAAGCCUGCACUACGUGACGAAGACGAAGAUGGGGAUUGGGAACAGGUCGGCAGUAUAGAGCUCCCAGCUGUCGAGAAUGGGAAGCCCGCAGGAAAGGAUUGGAGAGGCGUGAUCGGAUUCUUCCAUCCGUUCUGCAAUGCUGGCGGAGGUGGAGAACGAGUCCUUUGGGCGGCGAUCCGUGCAACCCGAAUACGAUACCCUUCGGCCGUCCUAGUUAUAUACACAGGCGACCACGGUGCCACCAAAUCCGCGAUCCUAUCCCGAGUUCAGGAGCGUUUCAACAUCGACCUCGAACCUACGAACCUCCAUUUCCUCUACCUCUCGACGCGGCACUAUGUCCUGGCGAGCACAUGGCCGCACUUCACGCUUCUCGGGCAGAGUAUCGGCAGCCUCGUGCUUGCGCUGGACGCAUUUUCUCUCCUGGUCCCGGACAUCUUCGUGGACACAAUGGGAUAUGCUUUCGCGGUCGCAUUAAGCAAGUGGCUGUUCCCCGAUGUUCCUACGGGCGCUUAUGUGCACUAUCCGACGAUAUCGACGGAUAUGCUAGACAGCCUCACUCCGUCAAGUACCGCCCAAGACCAUAGGGGCGUCAAUGCCGGCGCCGGGACUGGCGCGAAGGGACUCGCGAAACGAAAGUACUGGGAAUUGUUCGCCAAGCUAUACAGCAGAAUGGGCGGGGAGGUGGACGCGGUAAUGACCAACUCUAGCUGGACCCAGGCACACAUUCAGACCCUCUGGGGUUCUCGUCGGAAGAAGCUGCGACGAAACAAUCCUAUAUCGGUCGUAUACCCGCCCGUCGCUGUCGAGGAACUGGAGCAGGAGAUCAUCGUGUCCCGAGACACCGAAUCGAACCGAAAACCCUAUCUACUUUACAUCGCGCAGUUCCGCCCAGAGAAGAACCAUGAGCUGAUCCUGGAAGCCUUUGCUUCGUUCUUGAAAGAAUCUCAACCACCUCCGAACCCAACCGUCCCCCACCUUCUCCUGCUCGGCUCUGUCCGCUCAGACGCCGAUAGCACACGCGUGUACAACCUCCGGCUCCUCACCCACGAACUCCGCCUGACAGAACACGUCACAUUCCUCUGCGACGCCUCCUGGCCAGAAGUCCUCCAGUAUCUCGGCUCUAGCACAGUCGGCGUGAACGGCAUGUGGAACGAGCAUUUCGGCAUCGGCGUCGUGGAAUACCAAGCCGCCGGGCUAAUUUCCGUGGUCAACGCUAGCGGCGGCCCGAAGAAUGAUAUCGUCGUCGACGUGACAGGCGGGUCGACUGAGGACGGCGGCGCGGGCCGGACGGGAUUUCAUGCGAGCACGGCGGCGGAAUACCAGGAGGCGUUCAUGUCGGCGAUGGAACUGCCGGACGGGGAGAAGGUAAAGAUGCGGCUACGGGCGAGGAGGAAUGCGAGGCGGUUUUCGGAGGCGGAGUUCAGCGGGAAGUGGCUGGACCAUCUUGCGAUGUUGGUUGAUAUGCGUAGGCGGAAGGGAUGA